Messenger RNA from Botrytis byssoidea, 479 nucleotides. RefSeq lists its product as uncharacterized. The record is from RefSeq and is a predicted model, not a curated record. The coding region runs from base 48 to 233 and encodes 61 amino acids. The transcript has 3 exons. NCBI's taxonomy places the organism in Eukaryota, Fungi, Ascomycota, Leotiomycetes, Helotiales, Sclerotiniaceae.
UGUAAAGAAUAGUACAACACAACAUAAAACAACGAGAAAGCAACAAAAUGGCGCCACCGGCUCGAGCCCUCCUCUCACGUCAAAGAUUGAUUCUUGGUACCUUUCUUGGUGGCGGAGCUCUUUUUGUCAGUAUGAAAUGGAAAGCCGUUAUGCAAAGAAGUGAGGCCGCGAAGAUUGCUGGAUCAAAACAAAAUUUUGCUGUUGCUGCUGGUAGAAGCGGUGGUGGAAUUUGAACAUUCUAAAUGGACUCGAUCGAUAACUGGUUAGAAUUAUAAAUUGGGAGAAAAUUGGCACACACGGAAUCGGGUAUUACAUGGCAGAUAUGAUAGAUGAUAAACACGCAUACACAGGUGGGGCUACAUUAGGUUCACGAUGCAACAGAGAAAGUAUAGUCUAGGGCGUUUGGGAUUCAUUCUGGUGACGAAGAGAGAACCAUACAGAAAUGCCUUGAGAUGGAUGACAAGAUCGUUGUGUUACAC